Molecule: messenger RNA, 1857 nt
Organism: Etheostoma cragini (Arkansas darter)
Lineage: Eukaryota; Metazoa; Chordata; Actinopteri; Perciformes; Percidae
Gene: hsf1
Product: heat shock transcription factor 1
Exons: 14
Coding region: 203-1531 (442 amino acids)
Biological process (GO): regulation of DNA-templated transcription
Molecular function (GO): sequence-specific DNA binding; DNA-binding transcription factor activity
Source: RefSeq, a predicted model, not a curated record
CAGAUGUUCAUCAGGUAGAAACAAGCUGUAAUGUUACCCUACAGGACAGAUGUUCAUCAUCAGGUAGAAACAAGCUGUUACUAAUAUAUUGUUGUUAUUAAUAUUAUUAAUAUUAAUAUUCCAGAGUGGGUCCAGCUUCCACGUGUUCGAUCAGGCUCGUUUCUCUAAAGAAGUUUUACCAAAGUUCUUCAAACACAACAACAUGGCGAGUUUCAUCAGACAGCUCAACAUGUAUGGUUUCAGGAAAGUGGUCCACAUCGAGCAGGGGGGUCUGGUGAAACCAGAGAAAGACGACACUGAGUUCCAGCAUCAGUUCUUCAUCAGAGGACAGGAAGGACUGCUAGACAACAUCAAACGGAAAGUUACCACGGUGGCGUCGGUGCGUCAGGAUGAAGCCAAGAUGGCUGCCGACGACGUGCACAGGAUCCUGAACGACGUGCAGCUGAUCAAAGGGAAGCAGGAGACCAUCGACUCCAGGAUCAGCUCCAUGAAACAUGAGAACGAGGCUCUGUGGAGAGAGGUGGCCAGUCUGAGACAGAAACACCUUCAGCAACAGAAAGUUGUCAACAAGCUGAUCCAGUUCCUGGUUUCUCUCGUCCAGUCCAACAGGAUCAUGGGAGUCAAGAGGAAGAUUCCUUUGAUGCUCAGUGACUCUAGCUCCGCCCACUCCAUGCCCAAAUACAGCCGCCAGCUCUCAUUGGAGCACAUGCAGGCUGCAGCCAAUCUGCUGUCAGCUGACUCUCUGGUGACCUCUGGACCAAUCGUCUCUGACAUCACAGAAGUGGUCACGCCCACAGCAGAGAGCGUGAUCAGUGAUUGGAUGGAUGAAGGUGACAGCCAAUCGGUGCAGGUGAAAGAGGAGCCGCUCAGUCCUGUCCUGGAGGUCGGAGACACACCUGUGGACACCCCCCUCUCCCCCACCACCUUCAUCAACUCCAUCCUGCAGGAGAACGACACGCAGAUGCCCCCCUCUACAGAUCCUGCUGCAGUCAGUCCCAUUGUUGUGAUGGAUCCCUCCCCUGCGGGGCCCCUCCCAACAGACACGCCCAGCCAAUCGCCUGCCUCCAAUCCCACCCCAAACUCUGCGCCCUGCCCCUCCAAACAGCAAAGUUGUCAGACCAUCGCCUGCAUCGACAGACCCCGCCCGCCUCCCUCUGCAGGUGGACUCUCACCUGACGUUUGGCGCGUCGUUCCAACACGAACUGAUAUAUCUGAACUGUCCAAUCACGUGGACUGUAUUGACAGCAGUCUGGAGAACCUACAGAGCCUACUGAACAAUCAGACCUUCACCUUUGACACGUCCCCGCUGAUGGAGUUCUUCAGUUCGACUGGUUUUUCUGGAGAUUUUGACGUCGACAGUUUGGACAAUCUGCUGUCGGAUGACAUCCCAAACGGAGGCGAUGACAGCGUCGACACAGGGAAGCAGCUGGUGCACUACAUGUCGGCCCCCAUCCUGCUUGAAGCGGAGCCGCCCGCCGAUGACCCCCCCGCCGCACUGCUAAGCCCCGCCCAUCUGCUCUCUGACCUCUGACAUCAUCCACCAGGCGCAACACGGCGGUCUGAGCGCAGCAACAAAGGAUGAAAUCAGAGUUUUUAUUAUUAUUAUUAUUAUUAUUAUGCAGAUAUUAACCCGUUUAUGUCUUCUUUUUACUUUAGCUUUUUCUUCUUCGCUGCUUUCAUUGAGUCAUUUUGUUUCCAGCUGUUUCCAUGGCUACAGUCUAGCUGUUUCAGAUGUUUUCUGCAUGUUGGUUUUCAUGUGUAAAAUACAUCAAAUGAGAAACUGAGUAUUUUUGCAAAGUUUAUUAUGAUGAAUGAAAGUGUUUAACCCCCCCCCCCCCCCGUUACUAUGGAGACGAG